AUGAGCCAAUCUACUCAAAAAACUCCAAAGUUAUCUUUGAAACAAACUUUUAUACGAAUAAUCGGUUCUUCAUUGCUUAAUCGAUUGGUGUUUCUCUCUACUUUAGUACUUGUUCCUGUAGGAUAUAUAGUGUUCUUUCUUAGUUCGAAUUCAAUAUUAGUUUUUGUAAUAAAUUCAUUAGCAAUUAUAUCAUCAGCUAAAUUGCUGACGUUUGCGAGUAAUGGAAUUUCGUACCAAUUGUUUAGAAAUUACCAAAAUGUAAUACAUAGUAAUUUGCUUGAAUUUAAUUUUGUGGAAUUAAUAAUAACUAUAAAUGCAUUGAAGGAAGGUCAAAUUCUCGUUGUUCAAGCAGCAGUGAUAGGGUCUAUAUGCUCUCAGAUUCUACUUGUAUUUGGAUUUUGUAUUUUGGUUGGAGGUAUUAAUAUUCUUGGAAAAAAAUACAUUGAAAAAAGACAUACUGAAAAAAAACAGCCUGAACUUGAAAUCGAGUUUAGCUCAGUAAUAGCGCAAAUGGGUUCUAGUGUAUUGACAUUGGCGUGUAGUACUCUAGUUUUAUCUGCUGCUUUUAGUCUUUUUGCCGCUAAAACUUCUAGCAAUAUUAUCGGGAACAGAACUAACGGAAAAGAAUUUAUAAGUCUUGGAGCAUCAUUAGUUUUGCUAGCUAUAAUGAUAGUGAUUAUUGUUUUUUCAGCAAAGUAUCUUGUAAAAUCAAUCGAAGGAAUUGUGGCACUUCAUGGCAUAAGUAAAACAUUCAUUGGUUUGGUCUUACUACCGAUAGUUGGUCACGGUGCUAAGUAUGCACUCUUUGAUGAUAAUACUCAAUCUGAUGAUAAUUCUAAAAUUAAAAUACAACAAGCUAUUAUAAUUUCUUUUGAAAGUUCAAUUCAAACCGCGUUAUUGAUUAUUCCAAUCUUAGUGAUUGUGGGAUGGAUUAUUAAUCAGCCUAUGUCUUUGUCUUUUUCACCAUUUGAAACCAUUUGCUUAUUUAUUGCAAUUUUGCUCAAUAAUUACUUAGUUCAACCUCAUGGAAGCAUAGUGAAUAUUUCAUUAAGCAAUUUGGUAGAAUUUAUAAUAACAAUAAAUGCAUUGGUGAACGGUCAAAUUCGUGUUGUCCAAGCAGCAAUGUUGGGAUCUAUAUUCUCUCAGAUCCUACUUGUAUUGGGAUUUUGUUUCUUAUUUGGAGGAAUUAAUGUUAUUAGAGAAAGUAAAGGAAUAAUACUUGAACAAAGUUUUAGUUCAACAGUAGCACAAAUGAGUUCUAGUGUGUUGACAUUGGCGUGUAGUACUCUAAUUUUAUCUGCUGCGUUUAGUUUUUUUGCCACUACAACUUCUAGCAAUCCUAUCGAAAAACCACACAUAAGCAUCAUAGCAUCAUUAGCUUUGCUAGUUGUAAUGACAGCGAUUAUUGCUUUGUCAGCAAAGUUUCUUAUAAAGUCAAUCGAAGGACUUGUUACUUCUCUUGACAUAAGUAGAAGUUUUAUUGGGUUGAUUUUAUUACCAAUAGUUGGCCAUGGUGCUAAGUAUAUACUCUCUACUAAAGCUGCACGCAAAAAUGAAAUGAAUAGAGCUAUUAUAAUUUCUGUUGGAAGUUCGACUCAAACCGCUUUACUUAUUACCCCACUCUUGGUGAUUGUGGGAUGGAUUAUUAAUCAGCCUAUGUCUUUGUUUUUUUCAUCAUAUGAAACCAUUUAUGGUAAAUCGAAUUGGUUAGAAGGAGUAUUGUUAUUAGCAACUUACACGAUAGUGGCCCUAUCAUUUUUCUAUUAUCCAGAUCUUUAA
This is a messenger RNA of Cetraspora pellucida, 1779 nucleotides long. NCBI's taxonomy places the organism in Eukaryota, Fungi, Glomeromycota, Glomeromycetes, Diversisporales, Gigasporaceae. The record is from the annotation of a GenBank genome assembly.